AUUGGGGAGGUGAUGUUUGACUGGCGUAGCAUAUCUGGCUACGAGGGUCCUUUAGUUUCUUGGAGAAGUCGAAAACAGGCAACUGUUGCACUGUCCACAUGUGAGGCAGAGUAUAUGGCACUGACAGAUGCAGUACAGGAAGCCAAGUUCUUAAAGCAGUUGUGUGUUGAUCUAAAUAUUGUUCAGGUAAGUCAUAGUGUUCUGGUAAAUGGUGACAACCAAGGUGCAAUCAAUUUAGCUAAGAACCCUAUGUACCAUAAAAGAUCAAAACAUAUCGAUGUGAAGUAUCAUUUCAUUCGAAGUGAAGUUCGAACAGGUAGUAUAGUAUUAGCAUAUAUUCUAACGGACGAGAAUGAAGCAGAUAUCUUUACAAAGCCAGUUAGUAAAGUCAAGUUAGACAAGCUUGGACCAUUUAUUUCAG
Molecule: messenger RNA, 421 nt
Organism: Paramuricea clavata
Lineage: Eukaryota; Metazoa; Cnidaria; Anthozoa; Malacalcyonacea; Plexauridae
Source: the annotation of a GenBank genome assembly